Messenger RNA from Diaporthe batatas, 2412 nucleotides. RefSeq lists its product as uncharacterized. The coding region runs from base 1 to 2412 and encodes 803 amino acids. Gene Ontology annotation, biological process: glucan catabolic process. The transcript is spliced from 4 exons. Gene Ontology annotation, molecular function: beta-glucosidase activity. NCBI's taxonomy places the organism in Eukaryota, Fungi, Ascomycota, Sordariomycetes, Diaporthales, Diaporthaceae. The record is from RefSeq and is a predicted model, not a curated record.
AUGCUUCGCUCAGUGCUCGCAGGUCUCGCCACGACGGCAGCACUCGGACAGAGUGCCCACGCUCAGUUCGUGGUGACAGAAGACACGUAUUUCGACGGACAGUCUCCACCUGUUUACCCAUCACCUCCAGCGCAGCAAGCUGCAACGGGAGCAUGGGCCGACGCCAUCACCAAGGCCAGGGAGCUCGUGUCACAGCUCACGCUGGAGGAGAAGGUUAACCUGACGUCAGGAGUUAGCACAACCACAGGCUGCUCCGGCUUCAUCGGUGCAAUCCCCCGGGUCGGCUUCCCGGGACUUUGUCUGAACAAUGCCGGGAACGGUGUCGGAUCCGCCGACUACGUGAGCGCGUUCACCAGUGGUAUUCAUGUCGCCGCAAGUUGGAACAAGGAGCUGGCGUACGACCGAGCCUGGUAUAUGGGGCUCGAAGCCAGGAAAAAGGGCAUCAACAUUCUUCUGGGCCCCGUUGUCGGUCCCGCCGGACGUGUGGUGCAAGGUGGUCGGAAUUGGGAGGGCUUCUCACCCGACCCCUACCUCAGUGGCCAGCUGGUGUAUGAGACAGUUCUUGGAACACAGGAUACUGGCGUCAUGACUUCAACCAAACACUUCUUCGGCAACGAGCAAGAGUCCCAUCGCCUCAAGACACGGACGAACCACACGCCAGAUGCUCACCCAGUGUCCUCCAACGUUGACGACAGGACUACACACGAGCUGUAUCUAUGGCCCUUCGCCGAUUCUGUCCGCGCGGGAACUGGGAAUAUUAUGUGUGCCUACAACCGCGUGAACAACUCCGGCGCUUGCCAGAACAGCAAGACCCUCAACGGAUUGCUCAAGACGGAACUGGGCUUCCAAGGUUUUGUCGUUUCGGACUGGGGUGCUCAGGAAUCAGGCGUCGGCUCCGCUCUAGCCGGCCUGGACGUCGCCAUGCCCAGCUCGAUACUCUGGGGCGCAAACCUCACCCUCGCCGUGAACAACGGCACAGUCAACGAGAGCCGCGUCGACGACAUGGCAACCAGGAUCCUUGCCCCCUGGUACCAGCUCGGCCAAGACGCCGAGGACUUCCCAGAACCCGGCUACGGAAUGGUUGAUGACCUCUCCUUGCCACACCCUGUUGUUGACGCCCGGAAUGCCAGCUCAAAGCCCACCCUCCUUGCUGGUGCUACCGAGGGACAUGUCCUGGUGAAAAACACUGACGGUGCCCUCCCACUGAAGUCGGCGGAGACGAGGCUGCUUUCAAUAUUUGGAUACUCGGCCAAAGCGCCCAAUGUCAACGGCUGGGUAACACCUCCUGUAGGAGCUGCGUUCACUCAAUGGACUGGUGGCGCUCAAUCAGCUAACUACACUGAUAUGUAUCUCGGAUUUUUCGGUGACCUAAGCAUUGAUUACUCCGGGAUUGCGAGGAAUGGAACUCUCAUCGCCGGCGGAGGAUCCGGUGCAGUCUCUCAGAGUUUCACCAGCUCUCCAUACGACGCACUCGUCGCACAGGCCUACGAGGACGGCACGGAUCUGUACUGGGACUUUGAGAACGGCGACCCGCUUGUCAACCCCACAAGCGACGCCUGCCUCGUCUUCGGCAACGUCUGGGCCACAGAGGGGUACGACCGGCCAUCCGUGCGCGACGACUACACCGACGGCCUGAUCAACCACGUCGCCGACCAGUGCGCCAACACGAUCGUCGUGUUCCACAACGCCGGGAUCCGCCUCGUCGACCAGUUCAUAGACCACCCCAACAUCACGGCCCUCAUCUUCGCCCACCUGCCGGGCCAGGACAGCGGCCGUGCCCUCGUCAACCUCCUCUACGGCAGGGAGAACCCCUCCGGGCGCAUCCCGUACACGGUCGCCAGGAACGAGACCGACUACGACAACUUCCUCAAGCCCGACGUCCAGCUCGACGGCAUGUGGCAGCAAUUCCCCCAGUCCAACUUCACCGAGGGCGUCUACAUCGACUACCGCCACUUCGACCUCAAGAACAUCACCCCGCGCUACGAGUUUGGCUUCGGGCUCAGCUACACCACCUUCGACUACGCCAACAUCCAGGUCAGCCAGACCAACAGCUCUACGGCGCCCUACCCCACCGGUGCCGUCGACCUGGGCGGCCAGACCGACCUGUGGGACGUCCUCGUCACCGUCACCGCAGAAGUCACCAACUCCGGCGGCGCCGAUGGCAAGGAGGUCGCGCAGCUAUACGUCGGCAUCCCUGGUGAGGACGUGCCUGUUAGGCAACUGCGUGGCUUCGAGAAGCCGACCAUCGCGGCUGGGGAGACGGCGACUGUGAGCUUCACCCUGACUAGGAGGGACCUGAGUGUCUGGGAUGUUGUGGCUCAGAAGUGGCUGCUGCAGGCUGGAGAGUACACGGUGGAGGUUGGCAGGUCAAGUAGGGACUUGCCACUUAAGUCAACGUUUAGCAUUUCGUGA